This is a messenger RNA of Lachancea dasiensis, 567 nucleotides long. NCBI's taxonomy places the organism in Eukaryota, Fungi, Ascomycota, Saccharomycetes, Saccharomycetales, Saccharomycetaceae. The record is from the annotation of a GenBank genome assembly.
AUGAGAGAGGUCAAACGUGCUCCCACCGCUCCAUCGGAUGGGAGAGUUAAGAAUAUCGCUCGUUCGCGGCCCACGUGUUAUUCACAUGGUUCAGAUAGAGCACACGUCACGUGGUGCUGUGUGUCAAUCUUGCACUGGCGAUGGCAGCACUGGCAAAGCCCGGCCCUCCCUCCGGGGAGCGCGCACCACCAUUUUCCUCUGGCGCCGUUGUUUGGUCCUGAUCCACUGUCACUGCCAUUUGCGUCCAGCUCCUUGCCUCAUUGUCUGAGGACUUCUUGUCUUCCUGCGAAAAAUAGUAUGUCACCAGUUGUCGCACAACCUUUGGCAGUGAGCAGGGUAGGGAAAAACCAAAAAAAAACCCUCAUGGUGUGUGCGGACCAGAAGAUCUCGAGACUAAGGUUAAGUCCGGGUUUUGGUAGGGUACGUGGCAUGUGGCUAUGGAGUAGCCUGGUGGUAUUGGGCCGCUCUCGCCUGACAAAUAUGGCGGGCUUUGCUGUUGCAGAAACAAAAUGGCACCAUACUAUACCACAUUACGCACGAGGGCAGCAAAUUCGAGGGUGUAAGUAA